AUGACUUGGACUCGCCACAUGGCUUCUGUGAAACUGGCCGUGCUGGCCGGGCUGGCCAGAAAUGGCAAAUGGUCGGAGAAGUGCGUCGAGGGAGGAUCAGGGCUGGUAUUUGAACACAUCGAGACGGGACGAACAAGGAACUGGAUUGACAGGAACUGUCCAUGCUCAACUUGA
Neurospora tetrasperma FGSC 2508 is the source of this 174-nucleotide messenger RNA. RefSeq lists its product as uncharacterized. Bases 1 to 174 code for a protein of 57 amino acids. The record is from RefSeq and is a predicted model, not a curated record. The transcript has 2 exons. NCBI's taxonomy places the organism in Eukaryota, Fungi, Ascomycota, Sordariomycetes, Sordariales, Sordariaceae.